AUUUGUCAAUGAAUAAUAAUAAUUUUAUUUUAUUCGUUUUUCCUCGUUAAAAUAAUUAUUAUCAAUUACGGAUAAACUUUAUAACUGAAACAACCAAUACAUUCACUACAUAUUAAGAUGAAUCCCCCUGGUGAUGUUGGUGAUGGAAUCCAAAAGUCAGAUGCUCCCAUUUUACCCCCAAAUCAUCGUUUUAUGGAGCCCGAGAAAGUUGUUAAAUCUGUAACUGAUAUGGCAAUUUGGGAGAAGUCCGAGGCUUACAUGGAAUACACUGGUUUCAUUUCUACUUUAAAUGAGGCAGUGAAGGGGAAGCCAAAUUCGGUAGACUGCAAAGUAUCAGAAAGCGUGAAGAAUAUUGUUGGAAUGUUGGAGAAAAUCAAUAAUUUGAUUGAUGAAUGUCCGCCUAUAGCUCAACCACAGAGGUUCGGUAAUGCUGCCUUCAAGGAUUGGCUCAAUAAAGUAAAGAAUAACUCUAGUCAGUACCUUCAGAAAGCUUUGGAUCCAAAAAUACAUUCAGCUGUACCUGAGAUUAAAAUAUACCUGGAGGAGAGUUUUGGUAAUUCCACUAGAAUUGACUAUGGCACGGGCCAUGAAAUGUCAUUUGUUAUGUUCCUGUGCUGUCUCUACAAAAUAGGUUGCCUCAAGGACGAGGACAAUGUAGCGACUGUAACUUUAAUUUUCAAUAAAUAUCUAGAAAUUUCUAGAAGACUGCAGCAGACCUACAGAAUGGAGCCGGCAGGUAGUCAUGGAGUCUGGAGCUUGGACGACUACCAGUUUGUGCCAUUCAUCUGGGGCAGCUCGCAGCUGGUCGACCAGCCCCGGAUAUACCCACCUGUGAAGUUUCUAGAAGAUGAAAUUGUAGAUAAGUAUGCAGAGGAGUACAUGUUUCUGUCCUGCAUCAAAUACAUCAAGGAAGUUAAGAAAGGUCCAUUUGCGGAACAUUCUAACCAACUCUGGAGUAUCAGCGCAGUGGGUUCUUGGUCAAAAAUUAACCAGGGAUUGAUUAAAAUGUACAAAAAGGAAGUUUUGGCUAAAUUUCCGGUUAUCCAACAUGUCUUUUUUGGAUCCCUCCUGCCAAUUCGUAGAUUUUCGAUACAAAAGUAAAGUCUGAAUAACUUUUUAGUACUUUAAAAUGUCUAGAUACUAACAAACUUUUGAUAAUAUAGCAGUAGAUAUUACCUUAACCUCCUAUUUAUUUUACUCAGUAUUAUUAUGAAUGUCAACAAUUUACUGGUGUGUAAAUAAAAUGUGAUAUUAAUUAAAAGUGGCUUUAAAAUAUUGUAGCAUAAGAUUUUAUGCAACAAAUUUU
Molecule: messenger RNA, 1306 nt
Organism: Aricia agestis (brown argus)
Lineage: Eukaryota; Metazoa; Arthropoda; Insecta; Lepidoptera; Lycaenidae
Product: serine/threonine-protein phosphatase 2A activator-like
Exons: 2
Coding region: 118-1101 (327 amino acids)
Biological process (GO): mitotic spindle organization
Cellular component (GO): nucleus; cytoplasm; protein phosphatase type 2A complex
Molecular function (GO): protein tyrosine phosphatase activator activity; peptidyl-prolyl cis-trans isomerase activity
Source: RefSeq, a predicted model, not a curated record